Candida dubliniensis CD36 is the source of this 1107-nucleotide messenger RNA. RefSeq names its product mannosyltransferase complex subunit (gene MNN9). The transcript has a single exon. Lineage: Eukaryota; Fungi; Ascomycota; Pichiomycetes; Serinales; Debaryomycetaceae. Gene Ontology annotation, molecular function: alpha-1,6-mannosyltransferase activity. Gene Ontology annotation, cellular component: mannan polymerase complex. Bases 1 to 1107 code for a protein of 368 amino acids. The record is from RefSeq and is a predicted model, not a curated record. Gene Ontology annotation, biological process: protein N-linked glycosylation; cell wall mannoprotein biosynthetic process.
AUGGUUCAUUAUAGGAAUCGAUACCUAAAUUACAUACGAAGAAAACCAUUAGCAUUAUUGGCUCCUAUCACUUUAUUGGUUGUGAUUUACUUUUAUUUCUUUUCUGCCCAUGGGUUUUCCUCAAGCAAGCAAAAAUAUAACUACACUCGAAAGAGUAGAGGAUGGUUUUACAAGAACAGGGACACCGUAAUAUUGAAAGAUUUGCCUAAGAAUCAUAUUAGUCAUUAUGAUUUGAACAAAUUGACAGCAUCCAAAGACGCAUUGAACAAAAGAGAGGAAGUUUUGAUCUUAACUCCUAUGUCGAAAUUCUUACCUGAAUAUUGGGAAAAUAUAAAUAAACUCACUUAUGAUCAUUCAUUAAUUUCGUUGGGAUUUAUUUUCCCGAGAACUACUGAAGGUGAUGACGCCUUAAAAGAACUUGAGAAUGCAUUGAAGAAAACGAAAAGAGAAAAACUUUUAAAUUUCAAAAAAAUCACUAUUUUAAGACAAGAUUCAAAUUCUUUAAAUAGCCAAUUAGAAAAAGAUAGACAUGCGUUUAAAGUUCAAAAGGAAAGAAGAUCAAUGAUGGCAUUGGCAAGAAACUCGUUGGUUUUCAGUACAAUUUUGCCGUCUACUUCAUGGAUUUUAUGGUUAGAUGCCGAUAUUGUUGAAACUCCAGCGACAUUGAUCCAAGAUUUGACAGGUCACAACAAGCCAGUUGUUUCUGCCAAUGUUCAUCAAAGAUAUAUCAACCCCGACACAAAACAACAAGACAUCCGACCAUACGAUUUCAAUAAUUGGGUCGAAAGUGAGGAAGGGUUGAAAUUAGCUGCUAGUUUACCCGAUGAUGAAAUCAUUGUAGAAGGUUAUUCAGAAAUGGUCACCCAUAGAGCAUUAAUGGCUCAUUUUUACGACCCUAAAGGUGAUCCAAGCACUGAAAUGACAUUAGACGGUGUUGGUGGAGGUGCGGUUAUGGUUAAAGCCGACGUACAUAGAGAUGGUGCCAUGUUCCCAUCGUUCCCAUUCUAUCAUUUGAUUGAAACAGAAGGGUUUGCUAAAAUGGCAAAAAGAUUAGGCUAUGAAGUGUAUGGUUUGCCAAAUUACUUAGUUUUCCAUUAUAACGAGUAA